GCUCGUUGUCCUCUCGGCUUGUUUACACGGAACAGCUGAUCGAUAAAGAAACAGUUCCAUGGGUUCAAACGGUUUCUUCAACAUGGAGUGGCAGUUGUGGGUUCAGAAACAGUAAAAAGAAAUUUUACAUCCAGAGACGACUUCUCAAGUUGCUGGGACACUUCUGAUUAGUGCGUGGAUGAGUACGACAGCCAUCAUGGAUGACUCAGGUUUGGAAACCGAAGUGAACGACAGCGCACUCGAAUUCUUUGCUGUUAAGGAAGAGAACAUUGAAGACUUCUGUGCGGAAAGCUAUCACGAAAUAAAAGAUGAAAUUAGCAAGUGUAUCGGCGGAGAUAAUACUAGCUAUAUAAAGACUGAAGUUAGUGACGAUGUAAUAGAAGACAGCACUUACUAUUUAAAAGAUGAAAUUACCAAGGAUAUAGGUGGACACAAUACUAUUUAUGUAAAGGCUGAAACUAGAGAGGAUGUAGGUGAAGACGGUUCUGUCUAUAAGAAGGCUGAAGUUAAUGAGGACAUAAAUGAAGAUAAUUCUAUCUACAUGAAGGAUAAAGGUGACGAUAAUUCUGUCUUUAUAAAGGCUGGAGAGGUAUAUAUAAGUGAAUUUCCAAAACUAGAACGAACAAAUUUUAUAGAUAUGGAAAUAAACAAAAGCAACUCGAAUUUACUGUGUGAAGUUGGAGAUCCAUUAAAAGUAGAACAGUCGGUAAUUGAUAAAUGUGAGGACACAAGCUCAGCAGACAGUCAUGAGACGACAGUUAAAGGUGUUGGUGAAGAUAGGGAAGAAAAACAUUUUGUUUGCCACAUAUGCAGCCUUCAAUUUUCUUGCAAUGCUCGUUUGUCAGUUCAUGUGAAAGUGCACGCUAAAGGAAGGCCGCAUAGUUGUGAGGUUUGUAGCAAGUCAUUCUAUCGUAAACCGCAUCUAACUCGCCAUAUGAGAGUGCAUACGAAAGAAAAACCUUAUAGAUGUGAGGUUUGCAGUAAGGCAUUCUCACAGAAAAUUACACUAGUGACUCAUAUGCGAGUACAUACAAAGGAGAAACCUUAUAAAUGUGAUGUCUGUAGUAAAGCAUUUUCACAGAAAACUGCCCUUGUGAGUCACACGAGAGUGCAUACAAAAGAGAAACCUUAUAUAUGUGAUGUCUGUACUAAGUCAUUCGCACAGAAAACUGCCCUAGUAAUUCACAUGAGGAUACAUACACAAGAGAAACCUUAUAAAUGUGAAGUAUGUAGUAAGUCAUUCUCUCUGAAAGGUACUUUAGUGAAUCACGCUAGAGUACAUACAAAAGAAAAACCUUAUAUUUGUAAUUUAUGUAGUGCUGCAUUCUCGUACAAAAGUAGUCUAGAGGAACACACAAACGAAGUGCAUAUGAAAGAGAAGCCUUAUCCCUGUGAGGUAUGUAACAAAGCUUUUGCAGGAAAGAGAGCUCUAGGAAAACACAUGGCAGUGCAUACGAAAGACAAACCUUUUAAAUGUGAAGUUUGCACCAAAUCUUUUUGUUAUAAACACCAUCUAGUUCACCACAUGAGAGUACAUACAAGAGAAAAACCCUAUAAAUGUGAUGUAUGUGGUAAGACAUUCUCACAGAAAACUACUCUAGUGAUUCACAUGAGAGUGCAUACAAAAGAGAAACCUUAUAAAUGUGAAAUAUGUAGUAAGGCAUUUUCUCUGAAAGGUACUUUAGUGAAGCACGCGAGAGUACAUACAAAGAGGAAAGCUUACUUAUGUGAUGUGUGUGGUAAAGGAUUCUCCAGGAAAAGUCGUUUAAUGGAGCACACGAAAGUAUUACAUAGAGAAGAGGAGCCGGACAAGUGAGGACAAUGCACGUGCCUAUGCAGCCGUAUCAUAUGUGGAUCUAUGCAGUGCAUAUAAACAGAAUUAUGAAGAUGUAGCUUUCGGACACACCGAAGGUAAAAGGAAACGCGCAAAGUCCGUUUUCUCUUUAUUGUCACCAUCGCUCCACAGAAGCCGAAGGCAAGGCACUUCCUCGGCACUGUCUCGGUUUCCUCAGAACCAUCAUCACGAACGUCGACACAAACUCCCCGGUGGUCCUUCCAGUCGUGGCAUCGUCUACUUUGUACUUUGUUACAUCAAUAAAUAUUUUCUCUAGGAGUUGC
Messenger RNA from Penaeus indicus, 2118 nucleotides. RefSeq names its product zinc finger protein OZF-like. The transcript has 4 exons. Gene Ontology annotation, molecular function: RNA polymerase II cis-regulatory region sequence-specific DNA binding; DNA-binding transcription factor activity, RNA polymerase II-specific. The record is from RefSeq and is a predicted model, not a curated record. Gene Ontology annotation, biological process: regulation of transcription by RNA polymerase II. The coding region runs from base 179 to 1816 and encodes 545 amino acids. Lineage: Eukaryota; Metazoa; Arthropoda; Malacostraca; Decapoda; Penaeidae.